Malassezia restricta is the source of this 507-nucleotide messenger RNA. RefSeq names its product mitochondrial intermembrane space protein. Gene Ontology annotation, cellular component: mitochondrion; nucleus. The coding region runs from base 1 to 507 and encodes 168 amino acids. Gene Ontology annotation, biological process: mitochondrion organization. The transcript has 3 exons. NCBI's taxonomy places the organism in Eukaryota, Fungi, Basidiomycota, Malasseziomycetes, Malasseziales, Malasseziaceae. The record is from RefSeq and is a predicted model, not a curated record.
AUGCCUCGAUCUUCGCGUUCUUCUGGACCUACGCGCCCUGCCGCGCGCCCUGCUGCCCCUAGUGGGUCGCGUGGAAUGCAUACGAUGUCUGCGGCGCCUACAAAGCCGAGGUACGCCCCUCCUCCGGCCGCGCAGCACCAGCCACAGCAGCACCAUCAACAACAUGCGCCUCCGAUGACUUCGCAAGGCCCAGGCCUAUUUGGGCAGAUGGCUUCCACAGCAGCUGGUGUCGCUGUUGGAUCGACCGUGGGUCACGGUAUUAGCAACUUCCUUUUUGGAGGUCGGAGCGCUGAGCCUGCCCCUGCCGCUAAUGUUCCAUCUGACUACGCUCAAGCCCCACCUGCAACGCAGUACACAGAUUCGUUCGCUGAGCAGAAUACUGGCGUUAACUGCGACGCUCAGAGCAAGCAAUUCGUCGAAUGCCUGGAGAAGACCAAUGAUAUGAAUGCUUGCUCGUACUACCUUGAUCAGCUCAAGGCAUGCCAGGCCAUUGCAAAGGGAUACUAA